Nycticebus coucang (slow loris) is the source of this 678-nucleotide messenger RNA. RefSeq names its product ribosomal protein L29 (gene RPL29). The record is from RefSeq and is a predicted model, not a curated record. NCBI's taxonomy places the organism in Eukaryota, Metazoa, Chordata, Mammalia, Primates, Lorisidae. Bases 92 to 571 code for a protein of 159 amino acids. Gene Ontology annotation, molecular function: structural constituent of ribosome. The transcript has 3 exons. Gene Ontology annotation, biological process: cytoplasmic translation. Gene Ontology annotation, cellular component: cytosolic large ribosomal subunit; ribosome.
CUCAUUGUAGCUUCUAAAGUCUCAUUUCUCCAGGUUAGGGCGGCAGAGAUGACCCAGCCCUGAUCUCCACUCUUGUUCUCCAGGUGCAGACAUGGCCAAGUCCAAGAACCACACCACACACAACCAGUCUCGAAAAUGGCACAGAAAUGGCAUCAAGAAACCCCGAUCACAAAGAUAUGAAUCUCUUAAGGGGGUAGAUCCCAAGUUCCUGAGGAACAUGCGCUUUGCCAAGAAGCACAACAAGAAGGGCCUGAAGAAGAUGCAGGCCAACAAUGCCAAGGCCGUGAGUGCACGUGCUGAAGCUAUAAAGGCCCUUAUAAAGCCCAAGGAGGCUAAGACCAAGAUUCCAAAGGGUGCCAGCCGUAAACUCAGUCGACUUGCCUACAUCGCCCACCCCAAGCUUGGGAAGCGUGCUCGUGCACGCAUUGCCAAGGGUCGCAGGCUCUGCCGGCCAAAGGCUAAGGCCAAGGAUCAGACAAAGGCCCAAUCUGCUGCUUCAUCUGCAGCUCCAGCUUCAGUUCCAGCUCAGGCUCCCAAAGGUGCCCAGGCCCCCACGAAGGCUCCAGAGUAGAGGCACCUGUCUGCCAUGAGGACAAAAGGACUGGUGUGACCUCUAGGCUGCUGUCUGUAUGGGGCUGGGGUCCUCCUGUGCUAUUUGUACAAAUAAACUUGAGGCAG